AAAAAGCUGGUCUGCUUCAAUUUUGACUUUCAGGAUAUUUUAGAAGGCAAGAAAUUUUCAUUCCUACAGCCUUUCUGCUGGUCCUGAGAGUGGUUUCUAUAAUACUGAGAAAAGGCUCACUUUGUUCUGCCCAGGAGAAUAGCUUUUAUUUGUUAAUCAUAAUGCUUAUUAACAUAAUUUGGCAAGAAAAAUAAGCAAUAUAUGGACUGUGGGAGACAAAGUCAAAAAUAAGAGACAAAUGAUUGGUUCAUAAUGUUGCUCAGACAUUACAAACUUAACUGUACAUGAAGGCCACUAGACUAGACUCCAUUAUCAAACUGUAAUUUGACUGUCUACAAAUAUCACACAGAGACACACACACACAACCAAUACUCAGCUUAAUUCCUAUGUAUUAAAUGUGAUCAAAGAAACACCAUCAGGGACUUAUAUUUGACAUUAUGUUCCUCCCAAGGCAAUAGAUCCAAUUUUACUUUUACUUCUGUCCGUAUAUUCAGCCAGUGGUUCGGUAAGCCAGUAACAUUCUGGUUUGUACUUCAGUAAAAAGUUGAGGUACUCAUACUUGAGUGUUUCCAUUUUAUCUUAUUUUUCUACUUCUACUCCACAGCAUCUACUUAACAGCUCUCAAGAUAAGGAUUUUACGUAUGGAAGUCUUCAGCUUCCAAAAUAUGAUCCCUUCUUGCACAGUAAGCUAACAGUAUAAAAAGUGGUUAAAAUGACCUACAUCACAGCCAACUUUAACAUUUAAAUGUUGCUUAUAGAAUGUUUCAUUAAUAUUAUUUCAAUAACAUACUGUAUGUAUGAUGCUGAAUAGAGGAAUUUCCAUGAUGUGUGCAGUAGUUUUACUUUUGAGGAGCUUGAAUGCAGUACUUAUAUUUCUAAUUGAGUGAUUUAUUUUUUAUUUUGUUUUAUUUUUUGCUGUGGUAUUGGUACUUUUACUUUGAAUAUCUCAAUUCUCCUGAGUGUUCGGUUUUCAGGGUGCGUUAUGAGACGUUCAAGUGCACAACGUUUUUACAUUAAGGGGGCGUUGGAGACGCGACGGGACGUGACGUCAGAUUCUGCAGCACAUAAACAUACCACCCACCUCACGCGCCAUCUUCUUGCUCGUAACCGGCCAAAAUAAAACAUUGUGAAAAUAUCAGUGUAGUAUUUGUAUAUUUCUGUUAAAAUACUCGAUUGUAAUAGCUAUACUGUACAAUGAGUGACAUUGAGGACGGAAAUUACGAAGGACGGGGGUCACGCUCCCCAUCUAAAUCGGAUCGUGGGAGUCCAGCUCGGGUCAAGUCGGAGAGCAGGUCCGGCUCCCCGAGCCCAUCCCGGGCCUCCAAACGGUCAGACUCCAGAUCCCGCUCUCGGUCAAAAUCUAGGUCUCGAUCUAGGCGGCACUCAGACCGCCAUUAUAGCCGUUCGCGUUCUCGGUCCUUUUCCCACCGGAGGAAGUCCCGUUCUCGUUCCUACAGUCCUGAAUACCGCCGCAGGAGGAGCCAUAGUACUUCCCCAGUGUCGAACCGGCGUCGUCAUACUGGCAGCAGGAGCCAUGAUUUGACAAAAGAAGCAUACAGUCAUGGUGGUGGUGCUGAUGUUAGGGCAAACCCUGAUCCCAGUACAUGUCUGGGGGUGUUUGGCUUGAGCCUGUACACCACAGAGCGUGACCUGAGGGAGGUGUUUUCACGCUAUGGGCCCCUGGCAGGGGUAAAUGUUGUGUAUGACCAGCGCACGGGUCGCUCCCGUGGUUUUGCCUUCGUUUACUUUGAGAGACUUGAGGAUUCCAAAGAGGCAAUGGAACGAGCCAAUGGUAUGGAGUUGGACGGGAGACGCAUCAGAGUGGAUUACUCCAUUACCAAACGUCCCCAUACCCCCACACCAGGAAUCUACAUGGGCCGACCAACUCACAAUGGUGGUGGUGGUGGUGGUGGUAGCAGCAGGAGGGGAAGGGAUUCAUACUAUGAUCGUGGUGGCUAUGACCGCUAUGACAGAUAUGAUGAUUAUGACUAUAGGUAUAGUCGCAGACGCUCUCCAUCACCCUACUACAGUCGAUACAGGUCUCGCUCACGGUCUCGCUCCUACAGCCCACGACGAUACUAAGCUGCUUCUUCCGACUGCUUCUUCUUUCCCUCCAAUAAUUGAUGGUGUGUGAUUCAUCGUUGCGUUUCUAAGGGGAACAUUUUUAUUUAGCGUGUUUACACUAGAAGAACUCUUUAAGUUUGAGAUGGGUCUUGUUUACAUACAAUAAAUGUCUUAAUUUUUAGAUGUUUUGAAUCAUCCGUGUUGAGUGUGAGCAAAGAACCCAGUGACUGUUGGUUACUGUUGAUUCAUUCUUGGACUUGCUUCUUUCCUUGUCUCUUUAUUUUCUCUAGCAGCAAUACCUUUUUUUCUGCCAAGUGAUGGUUCGUAAGAUUUAUCGCACUGAUCAAAAAUGGGUUUUAGUAAAUAAUGGUGACACUCAAUUUCACUACCUGUAUUAAGCAAGUAAACAUUAGAAUACAUGCAAAAGAUAAUUCAUUUCAGUGUUGCCUAGUACUGACUUUAAUGGUAAGUAGCAGGUAAAUUGGGCUAUAAAAAGAGGUGUUUCCAGUAAUCAGUGGUUGGUUCUCUGCUCACAGUCUUGACUUUUUUUUUUUUUUUUUUAGUCCUCAUUUGAGUUUCUUCAGAGUUUUAUUAUUGUGUAUUAUUCAUUUUUUAUUGUUGUUUCUUUGUAUGAAAAUACAAAUAUAUGAAAACUACAAAGUU
Molecule: messenger RNA, 2727 nt
Organism: Scatophagus argus
Lineage: Eukaryota; Metazoa; Chordata; Actinopteri; Scatophagidae
Gene: tra2a
Product: transformer 2 alpha homolog
Exons: 9
Coding region: 1195-2082 (295 amino acids)
Biological process (GO): positive regulation of mRNA splicing, via spliceosome
Cellular component (GO): spliceosomal complex
Molecular function (GO): RNA binding
Source: RefSeq, a predicted model, not a curated record